AUGGUUGACAAGAUCGGACGCCCACGCAAGGCUGUAGGCAGCAACGACCCUUCCGAAAAGGGCAGUAGCACGAGAGGCCGCCCACAACACCAGGCCUCAUCACAUUCAGAAGCAUACUUCAGCGCCCACGACGGGUUCGAAAAUGCGCCUAUGCGAUCAGCAGCACUAAGCACUUCACAGCUGCGCGACUUUGAGGAGGCGCAAGCGGAGCCAGAGCCACGACCUCGUCCGGCCACUAUCCGCACCAGCCCUGCCACCGAGUCGCAAAUCGGUGCCGACGAAGAAGAAACCCCUUCUCAGCCUGCAUCCACCUCCUCGUCCUCUUCAUCAAGCUGGGAAGACCUUCCUUCCUCUGCCACGGCAUCCCUUCCAGCAGCCACACCCUUCCCCGGUACUUGGCCCGCCGCACUGCACGAUACCAGCGCCGCGCUAUCUGAGGUCUCCACUGCGACCCUUUCCUUCGCCAGCGCCAUCGCAUCCUCGGGCUUAGGCCGCGCAUCAUGGAGUAUCGGCGCAGCAACUCUUUCCUCGACCAACCGCGCGGCCCUCUCUUUCACCACCUGGGGCAUGGAGAAAACAGGAGUCAUGCCGAAUGAGCUUCCCAGACCAAUGAGAAAGUGGAUUCAAGGGAAGGAAGACAGGGAUCGAAGGAGAAGACAGGCUGAGCAGAGAAGGAGAGAGAGAAGGAGAAGGGAACGAGAUGGAAUGGUGUUCACUGGAGGAGUGGAUGAGGAUGGGGGGUAUGUGUUGGCUACGCAUGAGAUGGAUGGCACGAUGAGCUUUGAGGGUAGGGGGCCUGUGGAUAUGCGGGAAGGAACAGGUGAACAGGGAGGGGAGGAAGAGGAUUUUGCGGCGCAGGGACCGGAAGAGAUCGAGGAGCGGGAGGAUGAACAUGAAGACGAUGGGCUCACGCGAGUGUUUGAGUUCGACGACGAUGAAGACUUAUAA
This is a messenger RNA of Alternaria novae-zelandiae, 948 nucleotides long. RefSeq lists its product as uncharacterized. Bases 1 to 948 code for a protein of 315 amino acids. NCBI's taxonomy places the organism in Eukaryota, Fungi, Ascomycota, Dothideomycetes, Pleosporales, Pleosporaceae. The record is from RefSeq and is a predicted model, not a curated record. The transcript has a single exon.